AUGACUGCAACAGACAUUACAACAGUUAGUAAAUUUACAGAAUUUAGUUUAUCAAAAGGAACGUGGCUCAUGAUGAUAUGGGGCGCCCAAGGUGGCUCAUUCGACCCUUCCAGUGGUCAUGGCGCAUAUUCAGAAGCAAUUUUGAAACUUGAUAAACAAACCACACUUUUCGCCUACGUUGGAGCUAAAGGGAAGUGUGGAAAUCAAGAUUUUGAAACCGGGCAAUAUGAAGGUGGAAAAAAUAGCAUCUGCGGUCCUUCACCCUGCAUCGGAGGGGCUGCUACAUUUAUUUCGACUGAUCCCUAUGGAAAUAACAUCCUCCUGAUCUCUGGUGCUGGAGGAGGCUCCGGCUACUAUGAUGGCGCAGAGUUCUUUGGCGGAGUUGGUGGCCCAUUUGCAGGAGAUGCACUGGGAGAAGCCACAAGAGUUAAUCCAGAAGAUGCCAAAAAGGUCAGAGGAAAAGGAGCAACAUCAUCACGGCCAGGAGCUGGCGGUGUUUACGUAGGAGCUGAUUACCAUCCUGCAGUGAAUGGAACGAUAGGAAAAUAUCUGAAAGGUGGAGAUGGAAUUUGCAGCGCUGCUGGAUCCGCAGGAGGUGGCGGAAGUGGCUACUUCGGCGGUGGUGGCGGCGCAGAUUUAGGUGGCGGUGGUGGCGGAAGCAGCUAUGCAUCACACGACCUGUAUAAUGUCGUUUUACUUGGUGGUGACAAAACAUUCAGAUCACCACAAAACAAAGUCGUCAUUGGAAAUUCAGGAAAUGGAUAUAUCCGAAUUCAACCAUCAGAUCCUUUCACCCUUGAGAGAAAUAAAGUUGUUUUUAAAUGCACUAAUAUAAUUAACAACAACUUCAUCAUCUAUUCUUUGCAAUAUUUUGUUUUUACCAUGAAUUGUCUUGUUUUAUUUGUUUAA
This is a messenger RNA of Trichomonas vaginalis G3, 909 nucleotides long. Its product is annotated as glycine-rich protein family. The coding region runs from base 1 to 909 and encodes 302 amino acids. The transcript has a single exon. Lineage: Eukaryota; Parabasalia; Trichomonadida; Trichomonadidae. The record is from RefSeq and is a predicted model, not a curated record.